Messenger RNA from Triplophysa rosa, 7618 nucleotides. RefSeq names its product NACHT, LRR and PYD domains-containing protein 14-like. The record is from RefSeq and is a predicted model, not a curated record. NCBI's taxonomy places the organism in Eukaryota, Metazoa, Chordata, Actinopteri, Cypriniformes, Nemacheilidae. Gene Ontology annotation, molecular function: zinc ion binding; protein binding. Bases 3122 to 6310 code for a protein of 1062 amino acids. The transcript has 10 exons.
ACUCACCUACACCAUCACAUGAGUCUCUGAAGAGUGCCAAAUCAAUUCCUCAACCAAACAACUUGAGCAGUGAAGGACAGACAUCUCUAGAAAGGUCUGGUAUAAUCAAACAGUUUAGGUUAGUAAACCUAAAAAAUCAGAUUCCAAACAAUGUGUAGAGUAUAAACUCUGUUUGCAACACAAUACAAUACAUUUAAGUAUUGUACAAUACAUUCAAUACAUUUACAAUACUAAACAAAAAUAAAUAUCUGAAUAUUUACUGAAUAUUUAAUAUUUAUGAUUAGGGUUGGGCCGAUAGACGAUGACAUCGUCCAUCGCCGAUGGCUGACAGCCAUCACGAUGUUGGGCCAGCAUCGGGAUUCCCCUGCAUGACGCAAUUUUCGUCAUCAGGAGGGUCCGCGGUCGUCCGCACAUCCCGUCCGCGUACGCGUACAGCACAUUCCCAAGACAAAUGUUGACAGCCGAUUCCACAGUAUGACAUUCUGCGCAUGUGUCGAGUCACAUUGAGUAUGAUUUGGAAGCUGCGCGACGCGUGUGUGCGCGAGACGGAUGUAGAAAGCGAACGCAAACAGUGAAUCGUAGUAAUGCGCUCACGUUGUGUGUGUGUAAACUUGUCAAUGACGACCUGAACUGUGCAUGUCCGCAAUGGCAGCGGGAAACAUCAGUGCCACGUGACCCGCGCAGUUGACUUAUCACACACACAGCCUACACCGGUGGGCUCACGAUCUACUCGUCUUUCCACAUGAAAUAACAACCGGAAGAAAUUCCAAAUUUGCAGGUCGUACAUGUGCGAGUACUUGUGAAAAAAUAUCAUGCUGUCUUGAAAAUUGGUCACAAAAUGUGUUUUGGUCGCUGUCUGGAGCACUGAUAUAAUUGUUUUUAAUGUUUUGGCAGAUGGCCAUCUUGCAAACUGAUAUACCCCAACCCCCGUGUCACCCCGCCCCCGAUGUCAUAGUCCAUCGCGAUGUUUCACUGUAGGCAUCGUCCGAUGCCAAUUUGGUAGACAUCGCCCAACCCUAUUUAUGAUCAUCUACAGCAUACUUAGCUGUUGACUUUCCUAUUUUAUGAAUAUAAUACUUAUAAAUAUAAUACUGGCAAGCUGGAAGUUAUAUUCUUUACAUUCCGCCCACAAGCGCACCUUCAACCUUCAAAGAGAACAUCCAGCCGAAAAACAGAAGUUUUGCACUUAAAGCGUAAAACAAUAGCUGGUUUGUCCAGGUUAUGCUCAGUUUCCGCUUUUAGAAAUCAUGUGAAUUGGACUUCAUGCAGUGCAUGAUCGGCACAUGACAUCAACGUAUCAUAAAAGCAUGUUGAAUGAUACAAUUUCAGCCGAAGUAGUUAUUGUAGCGUGUAGAGCACUCUGUUGUAACCUAGGCCUAAAGGUGUCUACUGUACAUGUCUACAUACUUAAUGGGUUGUAUUUUUUUUCUUCACAUCACGUUGCCCCGCUCGCAUCCAGUGUAGAGACAGUGUUCAUGCCAUCCAUGAACAUGAGUUGUGAGUCUCCUUCACAUCGUCAUCAAGAUAUGCCUUGGCAUGUUUUGCAAACUCUAGCGGCGAUCCAUACUGUGUCUUUAACAGAUGUGGAUGCUAAUGUAGUUAUAGACCACUUCACAAGAUGUAAACACUGGUCCAGCGGCACUUCUGGUUGGGUUUUUUCUUUUCUACAUAAUAUCUUACAUAUAACUAAAUCUUAAAGAUAUUUGUUUAACAUUUUGAUCCAUUUGUUAAUGUUUUGUGGGUUGACUGUAUUCUGUUCAAAUAUUUGUGUCUGAAGUAUCGGAUGUCAGUUCAGCUGACCUGUGCGCACAACCGAUUGACAUUAUCUAAAAAACAAUAGGUCAGCCUCCACAGAUUAAAAUAAGUGUUACAUGUUGUUUUUAGUAGUAUUUUUACAAGUAGUAAAAAUAUUAAAUGUUUUUCUAAGGAUUUCCUUCAGUUAUAGAAGACAGUUAUUACCUAUUAGGGUGCUGUAUACAAGUCUCUUUAAAUCAGUCUUUUUAAUUCUUGACUCUUUCUUGUCUGUUAAUUUUCUUGAUAUCUCUUUCAGAAUAUCUUCUUUUAUGAAUAUAUUAACAAAAGUUUCUUGAAAAACAACCUUUUGAAUAAGAAGCUGUUUACAUAUACUGUACAUUAAUCUUGUGCUCCAUUAUUUUAAACUGAUUUAUCUCUCAGUUAGGGCUUAACUUUAAACUUGCUACUGAGGAGGUUUAAAUAAUAAUAAAUACAUAUCUAUAAUAAAAUGUACAGGAAAAUGAUCAGAAACAGACACAUAAGCCUCAUGUCAAGCUUCAUAGAUGCAUUUAUUGUAAAUAAAAAUGUAAAUAAAUAACCUCGCACCUCCGCACAUGGUGGCCUUAUAAACUGUCUUGUCGGCUGUGAACUUCAAGUUCAAAAAGCCUUGCUUUGUUAUCCAAUACAUACAAGGACAAAGUCUGAUUAAACGGGCAAAAGAUUAAUAUCCUGAGAAGAAGAAAGUUGUUUUACUGGCACUGGUGACCAGUGGGGCCGGUAAUCUAUUCUGUGCGCAUGUCUAAAGACUGGAAUACACUACAGGACUUUUGCCCAGAUUCUCAGUCUGGACUUGUUGCAGAAAGUGUGCGCUAUAGUCUGCAGGUUUUAUCGCGUAGUGUGUGAUGCCCUGUUUUUCUCUGCAAACUUUCAAAAAGUCUGCAAGUGUGUGAUGUCUAGUUUUAAAAAAAAAUCUGUUCAGAUUUUAAAAGUCAUGUAGUUUAUUCCAGCCUUAAAUUGUAGUCUGGUCCGUUCUAUGAGAAUCACGAACAGGGGGAUCUCUGCCGCUGCGACUGAGGAGGACUCCCGGAAAAGCGAUCACGUUUCUGACGGCAGAGGUCCGCCUGAUCAACGAUCUAUCCAGUGAGAGGUUUUCGGAAUUUCCGCAGGUGAGUUGUCUGAACGAAUAACAUGGAAGCAGGCAGAAUCCAGACCUACUCCAGGAGUUUGUCAGCAGCACCACAGAACUUUGGAAGUGUUCUGUAGGACUGAUAAAAUUGACAUUUGUAGCAUCUGUGCAGGACAAGAGCACCAUGGCCACAGCAAGCUCUACAGUGCAGUAUCUUAUGUAUCAGACAGUCAGUAUUUACUCCAUCGUGUUCUGGGCAACAUGCAGACACAGGACUUCAAAACCUUUAAAAGAGACCUAAGUGAGCAAUACCCAGGAUGCUUAGGGAGUCAUCCAGAGGAGCUAAACGCGUCUGGUGUUGCUGAGAAAAUAGUGGAGAGCUUUGGAGGAGAGGGAGCAUGGAGGAUCACAUUUCACUUUCUGGAAAAUGCUAAUCCUCUUCAAAAGAUCACUGAAGCCAAUAAAGUAAACCUGAAGCACAAAUGUCAGCAGAUAAAUGAAGGAAAUUCAUCUCAUGCUAAACAAAGUUUGUUGAAUGAGAUCUACACAGAUCUUUACAUUACAGAGGGCAGAAGUGGGGAAAUAAAUACUGAGCAUGAGGUGAUAAGAAAUGAGGUGAUUUCACAAAGCAGAACCACUCCAGAAACUCCACAGGCAUGUAAUGACAUCUUCAAGACACUGCCGGGACAAAGAAAACAAGUCAGAACAGUUUUAAUGAUGGGAAUAGUUGGAAUUGGAAAGAAUGUUACAGUGAAAAAGUUCAUGUUAGACUGGGCGGAUGGAAAAGCAAACCAAGAUAUCGAAAUCGUCAUUCAUCUACCAUUUCAAGACCUCAACCGGAGAAAGGGCAACUGUAGUCUCCAACAACUCAUUCAUCAAUAUGCUCCUGAGCUGAAAGAAGCAAAUCUUUUUAAACUAAAGGUGCUCUUUAUUCUUGAUGGAUUAGACGUCUGUCAGUAUCCGCUUGAUUUCCAUAACAAUGAUCACUGCUCUGAUAUAAAUGAGCAAACAUCUGUUGAUGUGCUGCUUACAAACCUGAUCAGGGGGAAUCUGCUUCCUUCUGCUCUUCUCUGGAUAACCACAAGACCAUCAUCAGCCAAUCGGAUUCCUCCUGAGUGUGUCCAUCGAGUUACAGAGAUUCGUGGGUUCAAUGACCAUCAGAAAGAAGAAUAUUUCAGAAAGAAAAUCAAAGACCAGAAACAGGCGAGUGAAAUCAUCACUCACAUCAAAUCAUGUCGAAGUCUUUACAUCAUGUGCCACAUGCCGAUAUUCUGCUGGAUUUCAGCCACUGUGCUCGAAAACAUGUUGAGUAAUGGAAACUCUGAUAAAAAACCCAAAACUCUGACGGAGAUGUUCACUCACUUCCUUCUCAUUCAGAUCAGUCUCAAGCAUAAGAAGUUCAAUGGAACCAACACAGAAAACCCAAAGAAACUCUCUGAAUCAGACACAACAUUGAUUCUGAAACUGGGAGAACUGGCUUUCCAACAGCUGCAGAAGGAGAGUAGUACAUUCAUUGAAGAUGACCUGAAAAACUGUGGCAUUGAUGUCAGUAAAGUUUCACAGUACUCAAUGUGCACAGAGAUUUUCAGAGAGGAGUUGGGCUUGUAUAGAGAAAAGAUCUACAGCUUUGUGCAUCUGAUCCUUCAGGAAUAUCUUGCAGCACUUUAUGCUCACUUUGCAUGUGUUAAUGAUGGUAAAAAUAUACUUGUCCAAAACAGACCCAAGUCAAGUCUUUCAGCUGUACACCAGAGUGCAGUAAACACAGCUUUAAAAAGAGAAAAUGGACACCUUGAUCUCUUCUUGCGCUUCUUUAUGGGUCUUUCAGUUGAACCCAACCACACUCUCCUGCAAGCUUUCAGGAAAGGUGGUUUAUCUGAAUCCUGCGCAAAUAAAAACAUGAUAGACUAUUUACAAGAGAAGAUCAAACAGGAAGCAGCACCAGAGAGAAUCAUCAAUAUAUUUCAUUGUUUAAAUGAACUAAAUGACAACUCUCUGGUUAAAACAGUUCAGUCUGCAAUGAAAUCAGGAACACUCUUAGGGAGUGAGCUGGACUCAGAGCAGUGGUCCGCACUGGCUUAUGUCUUACUCACAUCUGGAGAGGAGUUAGAGGAGUUUGACAUGAAGAAGUUCCACACAUCAACAGCAAACCAGCUCAGACUGCUGCCAGUACUCAAGAUCUGCAAAAUAGCCAGGUUGGAUUGCUGUAAUCUCUCUUUUGAGUCCUGUAAGAGAGUGGCCUUAGCUUUCCAGAUAGAGAACUCACAUCUGAGAGAGCUGAUUCUAACCAACAAUAAACUCAACAAGUCUGGAGUUAACUUUAUCAUUUCUGGACUAUGCAGUCCACACUGUCGGCUACAGAAGUUGAGCCUUGCUGGCUGUAGUUUUCCUUCAGAGUCCUGCAAAAAUCUUGCCACAGUUCUCAUAUCAACAAACUCAUCUCUGAGAGAACUGAAUCUAAGCUACAACAGAAUAAGUGAUGAUGGAGUGAAUGAUCUUUGUACUGGAUUGAUGAGUCCAAAUUGCAGACUAAAGAUACUAAAAUUAAAGUGCUGUGAUCUCACAGAGUCUUGCUGUGAGAAGCUGGCAUCAGUUCUGACACUCUCACACCUGAUUGAUUUACAACUGAAAUGCAAUGACCUGCAGGAUUCUGGUGUGGAAAAGCUCUCAGUUGGACUGGCGGCUCCACAAUGUAAAAUCGAGAGACUGGGAUUGUCAGGUUGUAUGAUCACAGAAAAGGGCUGCAGUUCUCUGGCUUUGGCUCUGAACUCAAACCCUGAUCAUCUGAGAGACCUUGAUCUGAGCUACAACCACCCUGGAGAUUCAGAGAUAAAACUGUGCACCGCUAAACAACAUGAUCCAGACUUUGAACUGGAUCUUAGAAAUGGAGGAGAGUGCCGGAUGAAACCAGGCCUGAAAAAAUAUGCCUGUCAGUUUACAGUGGAUCCAAGACUAAUACACAGACGCCUCUUACUGUCUGAAGAUAACCUAAGUGUGUCAGAAAGUAGAACAGAACAACCAUAUCCUGACAAUCCUAACAGAUACCGACUCUAUCCUCAGGCUUUGUGCAAAGAGCCUAUAAGAGAACGCUGUUACUUUGAGUUGGAGUGUAAGGGUGGAGUUGCUAUGGGUGUGGCCUAUAAGAGCCCAGAUCGAACACAGACAAUAAUGGGUGUUAAUAACAAGUUCCCCAGUCUUCACUGUCUGAAUGAUAAACUUACACUAUGGCAAAAUAAUGAGAGUACAUGCGAGUUCCCAGUAUCUGCCAGGUCCACCAGAAUAGCAGUUUAUGUAGACUGGGCAGCCGGCAGUUUGACAUAUUACAGCAUUCAUAAUGACACACUCAUUCACCUGCACACACACCACACCACAUUCACAGAUGAAUUAUAUGCAGGGUUCUUUCUUAUGCCUGAUUCCUCUGUCACUCUGUGGAAGGGACCACUCUCUGAGUGAGCUGUGUUCCAAAGAGGUGUUUUAUAUAAAUGCUGAUCUUUGGUUGAUUGUUCACGUAUGGAGCAAGAUGUUUUGUUUGUGGGAAGUUUCCUACAAAUAUCCAAAAUUGUACUUUUAGAAGUUGAAAUAGAUGUAUUGAUCUGUUAUAAAUGUAUUAGUCAUUAUAUUUCUUAGAAUUGCUUUGACUGUUGAUAGACAUAAUGAGCAUUUCUAAAAAUUGAAUUUUCACAGUUGUGUGCAUAUAUCUACAACUUCAAACUGAUAAAUUAAUUAACUGCAGAUCAUUAACAGAGCCUGUAAAUGAAAGCUAAAGUGUAUAAUGACAAAAUGAGCACUUGAAGGACCUUGGGAUCGCAACCUGUGUGGGUGUAUUAUCUGAGAGAUUAUAAAAAUUUGGAAAGGAAAAUAUAGACAUACUGUAGGCCUACAGCCCUACAUCUACGUAUGUUGUAUUUCACUUGUUUUCUUUUUUUAUGUUCUUAAAUAACUGUUUAUCACAUAUUAAUUUUACUAAUAAGUACAACAUUUUAACAUUUAUUUAUUCAUACUGUUUAGUCCUAUGUUGGGUUUGUAUUGUCUUCACAGAUAAAGAUUAAGGAAUGUACACUGCAAAAAAUGAUUCUUAAGGGUUAGUAAAUAUUACCCAUGCAAAUCAGUUAAAUUUUACUUACAUAUAUUAGGUAGCAAAGUAAACUAUAUGCAAACUUACUGAAUCUACUCAAUAAAAUUGAGGCAACAAUUACCACUCAAUUAGAUUGAGUAGAUUUUAUUCUAUGUUUUUAGGUAAAGAAUACCUAAAUUUAUCAGAUAUGAGUCAUGACACACUGAAAGAAAUUAGAUAAAGUCUACCUAAUAUUUCUCAAUAUUAAUUACUUAUAUAAAUUGAGUAAUAUUAGUUUAUAUAACCGACAACAGUUCAUCUACUUAUUAUGAAUGAUAAAUAUUGAAUGAUUAAACACUAAAUAUGACUUAUUCAGAGAAGCUUGAAUUACUUAAAAAUGGUCAGAAACAGGAGAUACUCAAUUUAUAUAAGUAAUUAAUAUUGAGAAAUAUUAGGUAGACUUUAUCUAAUUUCUUUCAGUGUGUCAUGACUCAUAUCUGAUAAAUUUUACUUGCAGUUUACUUUGCUACCUAAUAUAUGUAAGUAAAAUUUAACUGAUUUGCAUGGGUAAUAUUUACUAACCCUCAAGAAUCAUUUUUUGCAGUGUACCAAUCUCAAGGUUUUAGACAAUUCUAUGAAUCAGUAAUUUUUCUGCCUUUGUAUACUGUUACAAUACGCUUUGUUUAAUAAAAUGUAUAAAAAACUAA